Molecule: messenger RNA, 1272 nt
Organism: Trichosporon asahii var. asahii CBS 2479
Lineage: Eukaryota; Fungi; Basidiomycota; Tremellomycetes; Trichosporonales; Trichosporonaceae
Exons: 2
Coding region: 1-1272 (423 amino acids)
Cellular component (GO): cytoplasm
Source: RefSeq, a predicted model, not a curated record
AUGCCGGCUCCUGUUUCCGACAGCCUGCCUGUGUUUCCGACGCUGAAGAAGGCAGAUGUCGAUGCCUGCCGCCUCUCCCACUGGUACGACACCUUCGAGGAUUUGACCGUGCCGUCUUCCGUCAUCGAUAUCCGGAAACUCGGAGAGGGUGAUGCCUUCCUGCACUGGCUUGACUCAGACUCCAUCUUCCUCCCUGUUGGCAGCGAGGCUGCCCCCUCCUCCGCUCCGCAGACGCCUGCUCCUUCUCAGCCAACGCCGGCAGCGGGUGGCAACUCGAGCGAGGCCAAGGGAGAUGACGAAGACGAAGCUGCGCCAGAGUACCACCUUCCGGCACUGAACAACGCGAUCAAUGAGGUCCUGCUGAAAUAUCCCCAGGUUUUCCCCAAGCUUAACCUGACGGCACCCCGGGACGCCGCCUUCGUGCUACAGACAUCGAGCGGCCCUCUGGUGUGCCAACGUGCCUCCGAUGUCUACUUGUUCCUGAAGAGCUCAAACCUGAUUCACCACGAUCUCGAGCCUGAGCGACUGUACGAGGGCUGCGAGGACGCCCCGAAUCCGUGGACCGCCACCGAGGAGGAGAAGGAGCAGCAGAGGGCCGCCGUGCCCCUCGAGCUCGUAUUGCGGAAGUACAUCUCCGACCUGAACCCGGCGCUCGAGUUCCGGUGUUUUGUGCGCGACGGCGUGCUUGUUGGUAUCACGCAGCGCGAUCUCAACUUUUACGACCACCUGCAAGACGAGAAGACGCAGGACAAGCUGCGCCGCGGCAUCAGGGAGUUCUUCGAGGACGAGCUCGCGUCCAACCCGCCCAUCGCUGCUGGCUCUUCAAGCUCGACCAGCACGACUCCACCAGACAACGCCUCGUACGUGUUCGACAUUUACGUCGAUACGAAGGGCGCCCUCGGGUACGGAUACCAGUACGAGGGUGACCGCUUCGUUCUCAUGGACUUCCAACCGUACCGGUCCACGACGGACGCGCUGCUCUUCACGUACGAGGACAUUCGGGACAUUCUCCAGAAGUCGCGGGAAGGCGGUGACGGCGUCGAGCAGCUCCCCGUUCUCCGCGUGAUUGACUCUGCUGGACACCCCGACGCCAUCCGCAACCAGCCCACGUUCAGCACGAACAUGAUGCCGGUCGAGAUGAUCGAACUCUCCGAGGGACGGAAUCUGGACGAGUUCCGCGAGGUAUGGGCGCAGGCUGUCGCGGCGGGCAUGGUCGACCUGGCUGACUUGCCCGUUGGUGGACCUUCUGGCAGCAGUGGACAGCAGAACUAG